CAGCAGGUAUAGUUAGUUCAGUGAGAAUCGAAUCGUUGUAUCGAAUUUACACGCUGCUAGUUUCUGCUAUCGGAAUUCUACUAUGGAAUGGCUCCGCCAAUUUGUGACAUCACAUUCGAUGACAACCAUCAUGGCGUGUAUCUGGCCGGACAAACGGUAUCCGGCCAGGUGGAGCUGAGCCUGUCCAAGGCGAAGAAGGUCAGGAGUAUGUAUUUGAAAAUCACAGGAUCGGCUAGUGUGAAAUGGAGUGAAAGUAAAGGAAAUGGGAAGAGUGUCGUGUGUUCUGGAAGGGAGGAGUAUGCUAGUUACCAGCAAAUUUUUCUCAGGGCAGCCGAGGAAGAUGAGCUGCAGGAGGUGGAAAUCGGAGAGGGAGUGCACAGAUUCCGAUUUUCCUACAAGUUGCCAGAGAACAGUCCCACAUCCUUCGAGGGGGAUUUCGGUUUCAUACGAUACACGAUUCGGAUUGUACUGGAAAGGCCGUGGAAGUUUGAUCUGACGUACAAGAUCGCCUUUACGGUGGUUAACCAGCUGGAUCUGAACAAAGUAUCGCCUCCUCUGAACGUGGCCACCGUGCAGGAAAACAUGAAACAAUUCAGCUGCGGACCAUGUAGAUCGGCUCCGAUGAUUAUGACAGCAUUUAUUCCCAUGACUGGUUACGUUCCCGGCCAGCUGAUUCUGGUAACGGUCGACGUCGCCAAUAAAAGCAAGAAGGACAUUAAUGAGAUUAAAAUAAAGCUUAGACGACAAGUGAAAUACGUAAGCCAAUCGCCGACAGUCAACACCAAAAGUGUAUUUUGCACCCUUGUCAAAUACCAAUGCAGCGGAGUGAAUCGAAACCGAUCGGCUGGCUACGAGAGGCGGCUUUUGAUCCCACCUGAGCCCCCCUCUCGAUCUGUUUCCAUAAUACAAAUCGAAUACUUUAUCGAGGUGAUUGCCAAGGUACCUGGCCUGUACAUGAGUCCCCGGCUCAAAAUUCCAAUCACCAUAGGAACGGUCCCGCUGACCAAACUAAACCAAUCGCAGGAACGAUCCUCAGCCAUCGAAGCAAGCCAAGGGUCGUCAUCGGCAACCAAUCUCUCUACCCAAUUCCUAUCGAGUAGCAGCCUGCAAUCGUUGAAAAUUCCGCACAGCUACGAGGAAUCGCUCAGCCGCGUCGAGGUAAACAUUCACGACGAAGACGAGGGACGCCAAACGCUGGGAGCGAAACCUUUCACCCCGCGUUAUCCGGUUUACCGGUUCCAGCUCCAGCAACAGGAACAGCAACCGCAACGGCAACAAUCAUCCGAAACGCAAGACUGCUGACAGGCCGAGAGGGCCGAUGUGCGCUUAUCGAGUAGACAACCGCCAAAAGUGAAAAGUCUUGUUGUUGUUGUCCUCUUAUCGCAGAAAGAAAAAGGUGUGAACGAAUAGUGUUCGUCCCAAGAAACGGGCAGUGUUUGUUUUCGAUAAACGAGAGAGGGCUCGUGAGUGUUCCUUGUCCCUACCUGCAAUCUUUCAACGCAGUUAUCGAAUAUUAGUUUAAGACUAGCGGAGAUUUGUUUUAAUAUACGAUUACUACCUAGUCAGCGAACCAUUCUAGAUAAGAAGUGAAAAUAAAAUUAUUGCAAAAUAAAACUUUGAAUUCAAGUUGUAUGUCUGGCUGGAAACAAAUCAAAGUUUAUCGAGGAUAAAUUACCGUAACGGAUUAAGUUCCUAUCAAAAAGUAAAAAAAAAAAUCUAAAUUUGUGCAUGUAGGCUCCAAAAUAAACAUCAAAAGUAUUAAUAUAAAGGACAAAUCUAAAAAAAAAGAUUAAUUUAAAUUUUUUACGAAAGGUGAAUACUGCCGUCAGAUGCAUUUUUGAUGUGUUCAUAUUUUUGGGCUCCUACACCCACAGUUGAGAAUCUAAACCAAUCAUGACAUCCCAGUAUAUGCAUGUAAUUUGCAUAGUAUUUGAACAAGGUUUGGCAAUAAUAAGCUUUAACCAUCAAUCAAACGCUGUGUGUUUUUGUUGUUUGGCCGUAACCCUCUUAAUAACUGACGCAGGUAGAAUACAUGUAAAAAUACUGCAACUGGCAAGACGAUUUAAGACAGGUGUUUUGAGUUCGACGCUCACUUCCCUUUACUUUUUUUUAUUUUCUUUUUUCUAGGAUGAAUUUCCCUGACAAAAAUAUUGUUU
This is a messenger RNA of Uranotaenia lowii, 2156 nucleotides long. RefSeq names its product arrestin domain-containing protein 3-like. The transcript is spliced from 2 exons. The record is from RefSeq and is a predicted model, not a curated record. Gene Ontology annotation, biological process: protein transport. Bases 88 to 1302 code for a protein of 404 amino acids. NCBI's taxonomy places the organism in Eukaryota, Metazoa, Arthropoda, Insecta, Diptera, Culicidae. Gene Ontology annotation, cellular component: cytoplasm.